Molecule: messenger RNA, 2247 nt
Organism: Aureobasidium pullulans EXF-150
Lineage: Eukaryota; Fungi; Ascomycota; Dothideomycetes; Dothideales; Saccotheciaceae
Product: amidase family protein
Exons: 4
Coding region: 13-1770 (585 amino acids)
Source: RefSeq, a predicted model, not a curated record
AAACCUCCGAGGAUGCAGAUCGUCAACUGUCUUGCAGCUGCGAUCGCGCUUGGCUUGGCCAGCGCCAGAAGCUUUCACAACGCUACCAACGUACAGGAUUAUCCGGAGUAUGGAUUCCCUCUGCUGCAGGAUGCCAACAACACCGAUCUACUGUUCCCUAUGCCAGCAUGUCACGGCUAUGUGAUUGCAGAGAAGAGCAUUGAGGAGCUUCAAGAGUACAUGACCUCUGGAAACCUCACAUCAGCUCAAUUGACUACUUGCUAUCUGCAAAGACAAUUCCAAACUCAUGAUUAUCUCAACGCUAUCCUCGAGAUCAACCCUGAUGUCUUCGAGAUCGCUGCAGCCAUGGACCACGAGCGCCGUUCUGGCAAGGUCCGUGGUCCUCUGCAUGGCAUUCCCUUUGCGGUCAAGGACAACAUUGCCACCAAGGACAAGAUGCAGACCACUGCUGGAUCUUGGGCUCUGCAGGGUUCGAUCGUACCUCGCGAUGCACACGUAGUAGCCAGACUUCGUGCAGCUGGUGCUGUCCUCCUCGGAAAGGCUACUUUGUCCGAAUGGGCUGACAUGCGUACCAAUUACUACUCUGAGGGAUACUCCGGUCGUGGUGGUCAAUGCCGUAGUGCUUACAACUUGACUGUCAACCCUGGAGGCAGCAGUUCAGGCAGUGGUGUUGGUGUUGGAGCCAACGUCUUCCCCUUUGCUCUUGGUACCGAGACUGACGGCUCUGUCAUUAAUCCUGCACAGCGCAACGCUAUCGUCGGUUUCAAGCCUACCGUUGGACUGACUUCUCGUGGUGGCGUUAUCCCUGAAUCCCUGAACCAGGACACUGUCGGUGCCUUUGGUAAGACUGUCCGCGACGUCACUUAUGUCCUCGAUGCUAUUCAUGGUGUCGACGUCUACGACAACGAGACCUCCGCUCAGGUCGGCAAGACACCUCAGGGUGGUUACGCACAAUUCCUGACCAACAGGACUGCCCUUAAGGGAGCCACCUUUGGUAUUCCAUGGAACAGCUUCUGGGUCUACGCCGAUGCUCACGAGCAAGAGGUCCUCCUUGAACUUGUAUCGCUGAUCGAGUCUGCUGGUGCCACCAUCGUCAACAACACCGAGCUCCCCUACUACGAGACCAUUGUCUCUCCCGAUGGCUGGAACUGGGACUACGGCAGCACCCGUGGCUACCCCAAUGAGAGCGAGUACAGCUACAUCAAGGUCGACUUCUACAACAACAUCCGCGAUUACCUGGCCGACCUGAACAACACAAACAUCCGCUCUCUCGAGGAUCUUGUGCAAUUCAACUACGACAACGAUGGUACUGAGGGUGGUUAUCCUUAUGCAAACGGCAGUGGUAUCCCUGCUUUCACCUCUGGACAAGAUGGUUUCUUGGCUUCAUUGGCCAGCAAGGGAGAAAAGAACGAGACUUACUGGUCUGCACUCAACUUCUGCCGUCACACUACCCGUGAGGCCGGUAUUGAUGCUGUUCUGGCGAUGGGACCCAACGGCACACAGCUUGACGGUCUAUUGGUUCCUCCGGAUGUCGCUCAGGCACCUCAAAUCGCUGCUCAGGCUGGUUACCCCAUGCUCACUCUGCCUGCCGGAACUCACGAGAACGGUAUGCCUUUCGGUUUGGCCAUCAUGCAGACUGCUUUCGCAGAAGACAAGCUCGUCAAAUGGGGUUCGGCGAUUGAGGAUCUGCAGAUCAGCUCUGGCACACCUCACAAGAGAACUCUGCCUCAAUGGCGUGACUACCUUGUUAGAAACAUCCCCGUCACCUAGAUCGGAGGACUUGGUACUGUUUACUAGAUAGAAGUGUAUGAGUAGCAUACCAUCAGGCAGUAACUAACCUGUUCUUGACGGUCCUUAAUUAUUUACAAUAUUUCUUCCAUUUAUCUUCCAAAGUCUAGGCGCCACGCGUUCACCCAAGAGAGCAAAAGACCCUGUCGCGCAUGUCCAGCGGCAAAGGAAGCCGAGGCGGAUCACGCGGGUAGCUUAAACAAUGACGCUGCUUGUCUCCAAAGGUGGCAAAGACUGCGAAUGCGACAAAGAAGUCGUGUUGUUCGAAAGGAAGAAUUACGCAGAAUUGGGUGGCUUAGAGUAGAAACAGCUAGCUGGGUGUUACGACGAUGGAAAGCCAACGACGACUAGAAGGAAAUUCCAAAAGGUCGGCGAAAUCGGCAAGAAGGGCAGGGCUUGGUAGACUGCGCCCAGAGGCUUGGAGUUUAAUAUGAGAAGAGAGGGAAGGGAAGACCGGUG